Molecule: messenger RNA, 406 nt
Organism: Notodromas monacha
Lineage: Eukaryota; Metazoa; Arthropoda; Ostracoda; Podocopida; Cyprididae
Source: the annotation of a GenBank genome assembly
AGUUUUUGAAAUCAUUUUUUUUUCAGGCGGGAAAUCGAACGACGUUUUCGUCGGAAACCCGCCAGUUUCCACUGAAUCAUUUCAGCCUUUCUUAACAUCAUCCGAUUGAUCUCCGAAUAAAACAGUGCCAGCACAAAUAUAAGUUCCAUCCCAGAGAACCGACAAAAGAGGAUCAGUGCGAGACAUGACAGGACCAACGACUGCCGUGGUUUCCUUGGUUUUGGUGGUGAAUUCUUACGUCUUGUUGACGGCAGCAGCGUCGCAUUAUAAUCAAGCGAGUCAUAAAGACGAUGACCUGGACCGGAUCACUGAUGCUCUUUUCCAAGCUGUGAAAAGAUCAGCUUCUUGGGCAGCUCUCCACAGCACUUGGGGCAAACGUGCCGCAGGCUGGAAUAAUCUUCAAGUG